Molecule: messenger RNA, 3967 nt
Organism: Vanessa atalanta (red admiral)
Lineage: Eukaryota; Metazoa; Arthropoda; Insecta; Lepidoptera; Nymphalidae
Product: nematocyst expressed protein 4-like
Exons: 6
Coding region: 322-933 (203 amino acids)
Source: RefSeq, a predicted model, not a curated record
UAGUCUGUAGAUUGAUCUUAUUCGAAUUUCAGCAUUUAUAUAGUGUAAAUAAAUAAAGAUAAAUCACUGUUAACUAAAAAACCUAUUUAAGCACAAGUAAUUAGAGCACUAUGAGUUAAUAAUUAUACGUAAUUAAAAAGAAAUAGUUUUUGGUGGGUCUUUAACAUUUGCGGUAAAUACCCGUUUUCAAAUGUGAGUCAUACAAAUUUAUAUUAUGAAACAAAUUAUAUUUAUAAUUUGUAGUUUUCCCUCCGUAUCGUAAAUCGUUUAGUAUAAUGUGAGUCUUGGAAUCAAUUACUCGUACACAGUAAAUAAUAUAUUAUGUUUGAUUCUGAAGAAGAAUACGACGAGGAACUCGAAAAUUUUUUUAAAAUACACAAUACAUACCCAGAUAUGGAUGUCAGGAGGAUAGUGUACAUCGUGAUCGCAGUCGUGCUGCUGCUGCUGAUAAUAAGCUGCUGCCUGCGCCGGAAAAGGAAUCGAGGCCGAGUGCUGACGCCGGCGCCCGCGCCCCCCGCGCCCCCCGCACCCGCGCCCGCGCCCUACCCGCAGCAGCAGUACGCCGCGCCCUACCCGGUGCCCGUAGUGACGGCGUACCCCGUCGCACAAGCUGCCAGCCCUUACCCCGCUCCGACCCCUUAUGCCACAAACACCUCGCCCUAUCCCCCUUACCCGACCGGGAUGCCCGUGGCCACUCACCAGGCGGAGUCUCACACUGGACAGUACCCGCAGGGCUUCGCUCCGGGAGGAUAUCCCGCGGCUGGGGCGCCCUAUCCCACUGCGAGCUAUCCCUCCGCCCCGAGCGCUCCAGACGCUAACGUUUUCUUCGGAAUAGCAGCUCCCGGCUGGAACACGCAAGCGAUGCCGCCGUCGUACGAGCAGGCGGUGUGCGCCAAGCCGCCGCCGCCGCACAACCCGUACGCGCCGCGCUAGGCGCGCACGCACACACGCGCACGCACGCGCACGCACACACGCAGCGAGCCACGCGGUGCGGACGCUAUUCGACUUUAAUUUUAUUAACGUAGGAACAUAUCGAGGUGCGCGUUCUUAUGUUAAGUCACUGCCUUCGAAAAUAUUAUUUUUCAUUUAAAUGUUUCCAUCAUUCGAUUGAGAAAAGAUUUAUAAAUGGAUGUUGGUCUCGUGCCAUCUCAGACGGCAGCCACUCGCACUCUCCCUCUCUACCCUUUCACACGUAUCCAUACAGGUGCAUCGCUUUCAAUUAUAACUUCGCUUUAGUAGGAAUCGCAAUUGUUAAAAUAAUUUCCCCAAAUAAUGGGCACGCUCGUUUGUGCGGCGACGCUGGCGUCAUCGCUUAAAGUGUAACGAGGCAUAAUGACAGCGUAACGAUAGAAAUACUUGAAAGAUUUAAAUAAAUUGGUGCGCUACACACUGGUGCGAUUUGCUAUAAUUGAUGCACGAUCGACGUUGUGCAACCGCGAACUCAUUACGUGAGAAAUUAACGAUACGAAAUAAUUGAGUUUUAAUGUUGUUGCCGUCCGUACGGGCUGAGUACUUUCCCCAUUUAUGAAUCUUUGCCACUAUCGCGUUGUGUAAUAUUGUUGUAAAGUCUAAUCACUGAACACAUAUAUCGGUUCUAUUGUAUGUACCGGGUGCCAUUUUAUCUCUUAUGUGAUUACUGUCACCGAAUAAUGGUUACACUGAAUUGCCUUUUAUUGUAUGGAUAAUAAAACAUUAUUCCUUUAAUAACUACGAUAUUGAUGUUGUUGUAAGAAAAUAUAGUUGUUAUGAUAUUGUCUCUUUCGUAUAGCUGUAUAAAACUAGCACUAGAAAGAGACGACCAUUUAGAUCGUAAGUCCUUUUAAUAAUAAUAUAAGGCUAAGUACAUUUAGAUUUCGAGGCUGUUGGCUCAAAUCGAACGAUUUUAUCUUCCGUAGUCGAAAUGUGAACGCAUUGUCUCGUCGUAGUUUUUCUUAGAAUUGUUUACUAAUUUAUAAACUCAUCGAGCGACACAUUUAAAGUAUAUUAAUUAUUAAGUAGAACUAUAUUUGUGGUUUUUUCAAAUAAUGUCAUUGGAAUAACUUGAGAAUUUAUGUGUUUUUUUUCUAAAGCGAAUGGAAUAAGCAGGGUUAUUUUGAUUUUGUGUUUUUUUGACCACUUUCCGUAAAACUUUAAGCGAAUUUGUGCAAACUUUAUAAAUGUUCGGUUUACUUGAACAAAUUGUUUAUAAUAAUAGUUCGUAAGACUGAUAUUUGAUGAAUGUCGUAGUAUUAUAGAUUAUUAUUAUUAUAUUAAAACGUCACACUUCUACGUCAGGCGAGAUUAUGGUGCGCUUUGUUUCCUAAUAAACUAAGAAUAUAUGAUAUAUGUACUGUACAUAAUGUAGCGCAGCGCUCCAAACAUUCCUCCCGUCUCAUUAAUAGAUAAUUAUAUGAAACACAUUAAUUCCGAGCGGCCGCCAGUUACCCCCCCCCCCCAGCGCGCCCACUCGGGGCGUCAAGUACGUUCGCGAACAUUCGUACGUAUAUUACACUUUUCAAAAUCAAAAUAUACUUUAUUCAAGUAGGCCCUUGCAAGCUCUUUUGAUCGUCACAAAAUACAAAGUUACGUUAGUUAAAUACAAUUAUUCACACAUGUAUGAUAUAUCCUGCCUGAAAGUCAACAAGUUUUUUAUCUUCAAUCAAUAUAUAAGUAGAAUGAAUGUUCUGUCCGGUCGUGUCGACGUGUUCAUUUGAUACAACGCUAGUCUGUCUGUGUAGCGGCUUGUUACGCACGCGACCACUCGUUACAUACCCUCCUUUACAUUUUAUAUAAGUAGCGUGUUAUUUGUUAUUCGUUUGAAGAUGUAUUAUCUAAAAAUGUUCGAUAUAUUAUAUUUCAUAUAAUUUAAUGUAAGUUUAAACGUGUUUUUACUUCCGAAAUGCUAUUAAAAUUUAUAUUUGUCGCCAAUAAUAAAAUAUUACUAUUGCUCAGACAUUUAAAAUAAUAUAAAUAAAUCAAACGUAUUAUUAUGGAAUAGUCGUUGAAAUUUAUGUAAUCAUCCUACAAACCCACAGUUGCCAAAAUAUUUAAUGUUAGAUAUCGCAGCUCGUGAGCAAGAGUGCUCUCAAAUUAUUCACAAUCACCGAGUGGACAGAUUGUCCCUCUUAUCUAAAACAUAUCUCGGUUCGUUAUCAGCGCCUUCAUCUUCCUCCGUAGUGUUUACGAUCUUAAUACAUAUAUUUUUUACCUAAUUUAAUAGCUUAGAGACUUGCGUCUGCGGUACAGCAUAAGAACAGGACAUAACGCCUCGAACCGCAGGCGGACAUAUACCUACAUAUAAAAGUAAUUUUUGUAGACAUUAAAUAAAUAUUAAAAGUCAGUUAACAAUGUUAAGCGAAGACGCGGGCGAUGACUAACUCGAUUGCUCAUUACAUUUGCUCGUUUUACCACAAACGCGGCGAUCGCUGUCACGUGACAGGAAUUUUAGACCAAUCGGUAUUGCUGUGAAUGCGUCGUGUGUUGGUGUUCGGAAACGAGUGAUCGUCGGUACAAACAUCUGUGGUGUUACCAGAUAGAAAAUCGUACGAGCAACGUGCAGCAAACACCUCGUAAAAAAAUAAGUACUAACCGGCAUUAUAAAAUAUUCUGUCUCCCUCAAACUUCCUCUAUGAAAUGUUGUAAACAAUUUACCGAUACUGGAAAUUGUCGUUUAUGAAAAUAUUGUCUGUAUUUUUUGAGAAUAAGGAAUAUGUGUCGCAUCUAAAUAAUGUAACUCUAUUAUUAUUGUUUAAAGUGUUACUAGUUGUUGACAUUAAAGUCGCAGGAUAGGUUUUAUAAUUUAUGUUUCAGACACAGUAUUGUAUUUACAAGUUAUAGUUCUAAAGAUUCGUUACAUGUCGUUCAAGUCUCGGCAGAUGUUCGCCGCGCGACUUUAAUGCGUACACUCGUAACAGAUGGUGCAUUUCUAUUCCUCACUUCGAUGACUGAGAGUUUAUUUUGUAUUUAAAUUAAACCAGAUUAUCUUGAA